Saimiri boliviensis boliviensis (Bolivian squirrel monkey) is the source of this 1960-nucleotide messenger RNA. RefSeq names its product biphenyl hydrolase like (gene BPHL). The record is from RefSeq and is a predicted model, not a curated record. Lineage: Eukaryota; Metazoa; Chordata; Mammalia; Primates; Cebidae. Gene Ontology annotation, molecular function: serine hydrolase activity.
GUGGCUCCUGGGAGGAGCUGGCCGGCGACCGCGCUUGGUUUCAGUGCAUGCCCCCUCCUGGCAGCGAUGACAUCUUUGACUAUGGUGUCUGUGCUGGGCCGCCCGGGCGUGCUGCGGCUGCGGCUGCUGCUCUCGGCGCUGAAGCCCGGUAUCCUCGUCUCACAGGCCGGACCCGCGGCCACGUUCGGCACCUCGAUAACCUCCGCCAAAGUGGCUGUGAAUGGCGUUCAUCUGCAUUAUCAGCAGACUGGAGAGGGAGAUCACGCAGUCCUGCUACUUCCUGGGAUGUUGGGAAGUGGAGAGACUGAUUUUGGACCUCAGCUCAAGAACCUCAAUAAGAAGCUCUUUACAGUGGUUGCCUGGGAUCCUCGAGGCUAUGGACAUUCCAAGCCUCCAGACCGCGAUUUCCCAGUAGACUUUUUUGAAAGGGAUGCAAAAGAUGCUGUUGAUUUGAUGAAGGCGCUGAAGUUUAAGAAGGUUUCUCUGCUGGGGUGGAGUGAUGGGGGCAUAACCGCACUCAUUGCUGCUGCAAAAUAUCCAUCUUACAUCCACAAGAUGGUGAUCUGGGGCGCCAACGCCUACGUCACUGAUGAAGACAGCAUGAUUUACGAGGGCAUCCGAGAUGUUUCUAAAUGGAGUGAGAGAACAAGAAAGCCUCUAGAAGCCCUCUAUGGGUAUGACUACUUUGCCAGAACCUGUGAAAAGUGGGUGGAUGGCAUAAGCCAGUUUAAACAUCUCCCAGAUGGUAACAUCUGCCGGCACCUGCUGCCCCAGGUCCAGUGCCCCACCUUGAUUGUGCAUGGUGAGAAGGAUCCUCUGGUCCCGAGGUUUCAUGCUGACUUCAUUCAUGAGCACGUGAAAGGCUCACGGCUGCAUUUGAUGCCAGAAGGCAAACACAACCUGCAUUUGCGUUUUGCAGAUGAAUUCAACAAAUUAGCAGAAGACUUCCUACAAUAAGAAUGCACACUUGAGUCUUGGUGGUUCCUCAGUGUGGGGUGUGAUCGUGUUGCUCCCCGUUACCAUGAUGCCUUUGAAACUCUCCACCUGAGCUUUCUACCCCUCCCUUCAGUCUUAUCCUGACCAAAUGAGAAUAAUGACAUGUUGAAAACAGCCUCUGGCUUCGGGCGGUGGCUCACGGCUACCAUCUCAGCACUCUGGGAGGCUGGGGUGGGAGGAGCAUUGCUUGAGUCCAGGAGUUCAAGACCAGCUUGUACCACAUAGGGAGACGCUGGCUCUACAAAAAAAAAAAUUUUUUUUUUAAUUAGCCAGGCAAAGUGGGACACACCUGUGGUCCCAGCUGCUCAGGAAGCUGAGGUGGAAGGAUCACUUGAACCCACUUCAAAGCUACAAUGAGCUGUGAUUGCAUCACUGCACUACAGCCUGGGCAACAGAGUAAAAAAAAAAAAAAAAAAAAAAAAUGGAAUAAAGCCUCUGACUUCAAUAGCUAUGAAAAUUAAGUCUGGUUUUCUAACAUGAAGUUGUGACAAGUUAUACCAUUGUCUUAAAAGGUAGAUUCCUGACAUAAUUUACUUUCAAAUAAAUUUUAGGUGGAACAUUUGUAGUGUUAAUGUUGGAGAUUUUAAGAAAUCUUGAAUUUAUACUGUACCUUUAAUCUGAGACAUUCAAGCCUCACUCGUGUUUUUGUGUUUCUCUACCACAGUCAAAGAAAAGUAGGGAAAAUCCAUGCCUGAGUUCUUCAACUGUAAGAUCACAGGAUGUCCGAGAACAGCAGCCAGUAGGGCAGGUUUGCCCUGUCCUCAUAUCCCUCUUUACUCCUGGUUCACUUUUGAGAGAUUAAUACUUUGGACCAGUAAAGGUGAACAAAAUGUAUAUUUUCAUUGCUCUGUACUAAAAGGGCAGGAAUGUUAUUAAUUAAAACAGUAAACCAGAAAUCCUACAUUGCUAUUAAAAUUAAACAUUAAGUACCACAAUAAAAACAGUAACAAGUUAAACCUUGAAA